This is a messenger RNA of Betta splendens (Siamese fighting fish), 4890 nucleotides long. It is a transcript of the gene ptenb, whose product is annotated as phosphatase and tensin homolog B. Gene Ontology annotation, biological process: protein dephosphorylation; phosphatidylinositol dephosphorylation; phosphatidylinositol 3-kinase/protein kinase B signal transduction. The record is from RefSeq and is a predicted model, not a curated record. Gene Ontology annotation, molecular function: phosphatidylinositol-3,4,5-trisphosphate 3-phosphatase activity; inositol-1,3,4,5-tetrakisphosphate 3-phosphatase activity; phosphatidylinositol-3,4-bisphosphate 3-phosphatase activity. Bases 656 to 1888 code for a protein of 410 amino acids. The transcript is spliced from 9 exons. Gene Ontology annotation, cellular component: cell projection; cytosol; plasma membrane. NCBI's taxonomy places the organism in Eukaryota, Metazoa, Chordata, Actinopteri, Anabantiformes, Osphronemidae.
AGCCCGCGGAGAUUUACUUUGAAGAGACAUGCCGGAUGUGGCGUGACAACAUUGCGUCCGCCUUCUCAGUCGUGACUCGCUCCAGCGGCGCUGUGUCGGUGUGUUUCUCCGCUUGAAACCUCCUCGGAGAGAAUUUCUCUCCGCUCAUCUGCUUCCAAUCACGGCGUCUCUGCCGCACACCGAGACCGGGAGCAGUCCAACUGGAUCUGUCCGACGUCUGAAGAGUCGGGACUUCGCCGAGCGUCACACCGCGGAUGGUUUUGUGUCCAGGCGUGGGACCUGGAAGCCCGGGCCCGCAGUGCGAGCAGGGAGGAGGCCCCGACGCCCCCUUGGUUUGACCCAGAAAACAGCACCGACGGCCGGGCUGCCUGUCAACUAGCAGGCCGGCUAGCCUGUGGCCGCAGCGGCGCUUGCGGGGUAGCCCCCGAGGAGGACCGCUAAUUGGACCGGACAGCUCUGCCCCUUUGAACCCAUAUGUGCUGCCGCUGUGGGUCUUAAGGAUCUGCUCCGCGCUUAAAGCGCACGUCUGGACCUCGGGGAGCUGGUGGCGCUCCCCGGCAGCCGGACCGUGGAGGCUCCGGAGCACGGACGCAGGAUCACGGGCGCUCUCUCCGGACUCUCUCAUAACUUCUCUCACCUGACUGAGACGCCGAUCAUGGCGGCCCUAACGCUGCUGAAGAAGACGGUGAGCCGGAACAAAAGGCGGUACCAGGAGGACGGCUUCGACCUGGACCUGACCUACAUUUAUCCCAACAUCAUAGCGAUGGGUUUCCCUGCUGAGCGGCUGGAGGGCGUUUAUAGGAACAACAUUGAUGACGUUGUUCGAUUUUUAGACUCGAAGCACAAGAAUCACUAUAAGAUCUACAACUUAUGUGCAGAGCGACAUUACGACACAGCAAAGUUCAACUGUCGAGUUGCUCAGUACCCGUUCGAGGACCACAACCCGCCCCAGCUGGAGCUGAUCAAGCCGUUCUGCGAGGACCUGGACCACUGGCUGAGCGAGGACGAGCAGCACGUCGCCGCCAUCCACUGCAAAGCUGGGAAAGGUAGAACGGGGGUGAUGAUCUGCGCCUACCUGCUGCACCGGGGCAAGUUCCAGGAGGCGCAGGAGGCUCUGGACUUCUACGGGGAGGUCCGCACCCGCGACAAGAAGGGUGUGACCAUCCCCAGUCAGCGGCGCUACGUCGUCUACUACAGCUUCCUGCUCAGGAAUCAGCUCCUGUACAAACCGGUGGCCGUGCUCUUCCAUAAGAUGCUGUUCGAAACCAUCCCCAUGUUCACCGGAGGCACCUGUAACCCUCAGUUUGUGGUUUACCAGCUGAAGGUGAAGAUCCACACGUCCAACCCUGCUCACACCCGCAGGGAAGACAAGCUGAUGGUCUUUGAAUUCCCUCAGCCGCUUCCUGUGUGCGGAGACAUUAAGGUGGAGUUUUUCCACAAGCAGAACAAGAUGAUGAAGAAGGAUAAGAUGUUCCACUUCUGGGUCAACACCUUCUUCAUCCCGGGGCCAGAGGAAAACCCAGACAAACUGGAAAACGGCAGCGCUGGGACGCUGCAGGAAGUGGACAGAACACAUCAGAACCCGGGGACGAUGGGAGAGACUAAUGACAGAGACUACCUGGUUCUGACUCUGACCAAGAAUGACCUCGACAAGGCCAAUAAGGACAAGGCCAACAAGAACUUCUCCCCAAACUUCAAGGUGAAGCUGUUUUUCACCAAGACGGUGGAGGAAGGAGCGAACUGUGACACGAGCAGCACGUCGGCCUCAGUGACGCCGGACGUCAGUGACAACGAACCGGAUCCCUACCACUACUCCGACACCACGGACUCGGACCCGGAGAACGAGCCAUUUGAAGACGACCACCACAAUCAGAUCACAAAAGUCUGACACAAAAUGCCCUCACACACGUAUAUAUAUUAUACAGUAUGUAUGUAAGUAUGUAUGUAUACACUCAUGAUGCCCAAACUGAGAGUGGUUGGACAGAGCUUGGAUCUGAAGGUGACUCCUCCCCAUCACACCUGGACAAUCACGACGUGACGGACUCAGUCAAAGGAGCAAACCCUGAAUUCACACGAACUGACAGAUGAGUAGACUUCAGUGGCCAGUGUUGGAUAAGGUCCCUGUAGGUCCCCCAGUCCCUUCCUUCCUUUUGGACCGGAACCUCGGCCUGGUCAUGCUUCAGGCCUCUACUCUUCUGUGUAUGGACGGCACCACUUUAAGCUUGAGUUGCGUUCUGUAGGUGUUUUUUUGAAAAUCAGGUGAUGACCCAGACGUUGCAUCAAGGUUAUUAUUUUAUUUGAAGGAGUAGUCAGUGGAACAAACCCUCCUGUGGUGAGUUCAAAGGAAACUUUGUGUUUGUGUAAAGGUUAGAACACGGGUUCAGAACCGUGGCAGCUUUUAUUGAGGAAGCUUUCAGUUUCAAAAGUAUUUUCUUUGAAUACAUUUCUGGACACGUUUUUUUUUUUUUUCUCUCAACCUGGUCUUCAAAAGCCAACCGGUUCAGGUCUAAACCCAGCCGGAGGCAGGCCGGUCCAGGCUGAACAAAGAGAAGCAACAGCUUGUUGGAGUUUGACAGUGAUGAGGAGGAACCAGGAUUGUUCCGUUCUGUCCUGUCCUGCUGACGGCAGGGAUCUGCUCUCACUCGGUUACAGAGGAUGUACUUUAUUAUACUCUGACCUAUAUCAAUCAUUAAGCUAAACAAUAACAAGCAAACUACACACAGUAUAACCUCCCUUCACACCCACACUAGCACCCCCUGGGAGUUGCUUUGUUUUAGGAAGUCCGCUCUGUCGGCAGAUGCCCGCUUGCUUCACGUUGGUGCUGAUUUUGUUGGAAGUUGGAAGAUCCAGUCCUUUGAUACAGCUGCUGGUUUAGCAGCUUCUCUACAUUCGGGUCAGAACCUGGUGUUGAUUCAUGGCAGAUUACUGGACCACAGCUGUUCUUUAUUUCCAGUGUCUUUGUUUACCAACAGGAUGGGUUUUUAAGUCCAAAGUUUGUGGACUGGCACUUCAAAGUUAACUCAAAGACGCGACAAACCGACCUUGCAGUCGGUCUGAAUCGACUUCCUCUACGUCCGAGUCAGAUUUUAGGUAGAAGGUGCAGGUCGUAGUGCAUGUUUAAUCCUGUGCUAGUUCAUGGUCCCGAGUUAGGGUUGCUUCUGUAUGAACCUGCAGGAACAUGAGAACUAGGAUGUACCCGGUGGAAGCACAAAGUAAUGAGGUUCUGUUAGGAACUGAGCAGGAGUCAAAUGGCUCGUGUGGGUCUCAGCCGGUGGUGAGUGGGGAAUGGCUUCGUGGCUCAUCCAGACAUAAGGGAUGAAAUGUUUGCAGACGUGGAUCUAUGUGGACUUUGUUACUAGACUGUUAACAACAUUGUUGGUGCUGUGCACUCGCUCUCGACGCCCCUACUUCCUGGGUGCUCUCGUGUUUCUAAACGGCUGCUGGGUCCGUUGGGUCCUAGGUGCUAAGCUGAGGCUGUUGUCCAUCUGUGGUGCUGUGUCCACAAGCUCAUCAACAGGCGGUCUGUGGCAUUAGGUGCUGUCACUGGCCUCCACCUGCUCACACGCUACCGCCAGGUCCUCCGUUGGUUGGAUCCAUGAAGGAAACAUGUCAGAUGGCAAACCUGGUGUCUUGGCGGACGGCAGUAGUGAAUGAUCAGGUUCCAGGUCUGAGGCCGAGGUGCUGCUCACGUCUAUGGCUGUUUCAGGUGCUCUAUCGUUUCCUUUGCCAUUAUACAGUUCUGGUCCAACUCCAGGUAGGUCAGAUGCAUGUGGGCAAUUUGGACUACACUGUAAAGAUGUUUGUGCCAGAUUAGAUAGAAACUCCAGGCAGCGAAUACUCCCCAGACCCAGAACCUUCGGUAAGGGUUCUAGUGAGUUCUUGAACCCAGUUAUCCAAUACCAAUGCUUGUCACCAGAAAAAACUGGAUGCUGCAGAACCUGAACCUUCCACCUUUAAGUUGGUGACAACUAAGAUCCGUGACAGUCAGUUUUCCUCAGAAGUUUGUGACGUUUGAAUGUGUUUGUCUGAAGAAAUGUUGGAAGCUAAAGCUCUGGGAGGUGAGUUUUAUGGACAUGAACAGUUGUGUUUAGCCAGUCAGACAAGUUCCCCUCUACCAACCUGCCAAAAUAAGUCCAAUGUUAGCGAAGGAAGCUGAGUCUAAGUUCUGCCUUAAGGUGUGGUAACGUUCCUACAGGUCCAGUGAGAGGACGGGUCAUCAUAGGCUGUUACACUCAUAUAGCAAACGUUUACAGCAUCAGAUCUGCCCUCUUCAACGGUGGAAGGUAACAGACGACACAUCCUCGGUUUCAGGCUGACGCAGACAAACCUGUGGUUUCCAGCUAAUCUCAUCAGAUGGGUAGCUAGAUGGGUUACGUCCUAACAGUCUGAGGCUAAAGCUAACAGGUCCUUUAGUGAAAGUCAUAAUCAUCAGUUGUGAUGUUUUUGUAUUGCAAUGUAGAGCAACUUAGUCCCAGUGUAUGAAGAAUGUAAAGGCUUAUUUCACUGUAUCAUGGUUCUGUUCAGCUGCUCAGCAAAUACACUCAGUGGCGUUUGCUUCAAAGACAAAAUCUUUUGGGGCGACACGAGAUUCUGUGUCUCAGGAACAUGGACUGGAGCUUUGACCUGAUGAAGAUCAGAACUGAACCAAACGUCCGACUGGACCUGAGGCUUCAGCUGUUGGAGAAGUCCAUCGUGGUUUUAUCAGGUCUUCAUCCUGUUUCUCACUCGGCCCUCGUGUGACGGAUUACUCCCGGUAUCUACUUGGCUUGUGUCACCACAGAAGAUAUUUCAUGUUAAUCUUCCCCUGCCCCACUUCUUUUAUUCUCUUCCUACUUGUUUUAUAUGGAAAUAAAAACACUGUAAAGGUGAAUAAACUAUUUAUAAACAGCA